This is a messenger RNA of Brienomyrus brachyistius, 1878 nucleotides long. RefSeq names its product DEAD (Asp-Glu-Ala-Asp) box polypeptide 47 (gene ddx47). Gene Ontology annotation, molecular function: nucleic acid binding; ATP binding; RNA helicase activity. NCBI's taxonomy places the organism in Eukaryota, Metazoa, Chordata, Actinopteri, Osteoglossiformes, Mormyridae. The coding region runs from base 57 to 1472 and encodes 471 amino acids. The record is from RefSeq and is a predicted model, not a curated record. The transcript is spliced from 12 exons.
CAUAGCAGUUACACGCAUGCGAGAUACAUGCGCGACGAACACGUUGAGUCGCAGGCAUGGCGGAUGGAAAGGAGAGCGACAGUAGUGUGGGGCCAGAGGCGACGGCACUGAAUGAGACUGAAGUUGCGUUUGCUGGUGAAGAUGAAAAGGAUACUCCAAAGACCUUCAAAGAUCUUGGGGUAACAGAUGUGCUGUGUGAAACCUGUGAGCAGCUCGGAUGGAAACAUCCCACAAAGAUCCAGGUGGAGGCUAUACCUGUAGCCCUUGAAGGACGUGAUGUCAUCGGCUUGGCUGAGACCGGCUCGGGGAAGACGGGGGCCUUCGCCCUGCCCAUCCUGCAGUCACUUCUCUCUUCGGCCCAGAGGCUCCAUUCCCUGGUCCUGACUCCCACCAGGGAGCUGGCUUUCCAGAUCGGCGAGCAGUUCGAGGCCUUGGGGUCCAGCAUCGGCGUGAAGACCGCUGUCAUUGUUGGCGGAAUUGAUAUGAUGUCCCAGUCGAUCUCAUUGGCCAAGAAACCUCACGUUGUCAUUGCCACUCCUGGCCGGCUGAUAGACCACCUGGAGAACACGAAAGGCUUCACGCUGCGUGCUUUGAAAUUCCUGGUGAUGGACGAGGCAGACAGGAUCCUCAACAUGGACUUUGAGACAGAGGUGGAUAAGAUCCUGAAGGUGAUUCCCAGGGAAAGACGUACAUUCCUCUUCUCCGCCACAAUGACUAAGAAGGUUCAGAAGUUACAGAGAGCAGCCCUGAAGGACCCAGUCAAGUGUGCUGUGUCAACCAAGUACACCACAGUGGACAAGCUGCAACAGUAUUACAUCUUCAUACCAUCCAAGUACAAGGACUGUUACCUGGUGUCCAUUUUAAACGAGCUGGCAGGAAACUCCUUCAUGAUCUUCUGCAGCACCUGCAAUAACGCCCAGCGGGUGGCACUCAUGCUGCGGAACCUGGGCAUCACCGCCAUUCCCCUGCAUGGACAGAUGAGCCAGAACAAGCGGCUUGGGGCCCUGAACAAGUUCAAGUCCAAGUCUCGCUCUGUCCUGCUGGCCACAGACGUGGCAUCCAGGGGCCUCGACAUUCCGCACGUUGACUGUGUCAUCAACUACGACAUCCCCACCCACUCCAAGGAUUAUAUCCACAGAGUAGGCCGCACGGCGAGGGCAGGCCGUUCUGGGAAGUCCAUCACUUUCGUCACACAGUAUGACGUCGAGCUGUUCCAGCGAAUCGAAAGCCUGAUAGGGAAGAAACUGCCCGCCUUCCCCACACAGGAAGAGGAAGUGAUGAUGCUGGUGGAGCGAGUGAGUGAGGCGCAGCGCUUUGCUAGAAUGGAAAUGAAAGAACAAGGGGAACAGCGGAAGCGACCCAGAGGAGGGGAGGGAGAGGGGGACGACACAGAACAGUCGAGCGGAGUGAGGAAGAAGGUUAAAGGAGGGAAAGGAUCCGGGAAGGGCAAGGCGGCAGGCAGAGGGCGCUAGAGAUGCAGAAAUAAACAUUUUGAAGAACUUGUACAUAUUACAUAUCUCACCCCUGUCUUCUGUUCCUCGGUGUUUCGCUCAGAAACUCUAUGAUGAGUUUAGUUUAUUUUAAGUCUAAAUGUUCCUUUGAAAGUUUGCAGUUGAUUGCAACAGAAGUUGCUGAACAUCACUGGAAUUUGUCUCAGGUAGUUUUCAAAGCUACCAAUACCAAUGUUUCUUUAGUUGCACAAACUAACACACUUUCUGAGGUAACAAUGUCUCCUGUUUCUAAUUAUUUAUAUUGUACAGCAGUAAUCAAAAUAACUUUUCUAUCCUGGAACAGUCAGCUGCGAAGUCAUGAAAUGCAACACUGUGUAAAAAAAACAUACUGGCAAUUAAAGGUUGUGCAGAUUGUUCUUAUUUUGAA